Messenger RNA from Manis javanica (Malayan pangolin), 1210 nucleotides. It is a transcript of the gene PSMA8, whose product is annotated as proteasome 20S subunit alpha 8. The record is from RefSeq and is a predicted model, not a curated record. Gene Ontology annotation, cellular component: proteasome core complex, alpha-subunit complex; proteasome core complex. Lineage: Eukaryota; Metazoa; Chordata; Mammalia; Pholidota; Manidae. Gene Ontology annotation, biological process: ubiquitin-dependent protein catabolic process.
CUUUACAGCGCGUGCUCGAGCACUUCCGGUAGCCCGUGGCGGCAGGGGCGGCUCUUGCGCUGGCCUUAGCUGCGGGAGCUUUGGGCUCCCCGCGGGCGUGUGUGCGGGCCUGCGCGAUGGCGUCCCGAUAUGACCGGGCAAUUACUGUCUUUUCCCCAGACGGACACCUUUUCCAAGUGGAAUAUGACCAGGAAGCGGUGAAGAAGGGAUCCACGGCGGUUGGAAUUCGAGGUACUGAUAUAAUUGUGCUUGCAGUAGAAAAAAAAUCUGUUGCCAAGCUUCAAGAUGAAAGAACUGUGAGGAAAAUUUGUGCCCUAGAUGACCACAUCUGCGUGGCUUUUGCAGGACUGACUGCUGAUGCUACAGUAGUAAUAAACAGAGCCCGUGUGGAGUGCCAGAGUCAUAAGCUAACAGUUGAGGAUCCAGUCACUGUAGAAUGUAUAACUCGCUUCAUAGCAAUGCUAAAGCAGAAAUAUACUCAGAGCAAUGGACAAAGGCCUUUUGGUAUUUCUGCCUUAAUUGUAGGUUUUGAUGAUGAUGGUAUCCCAAGAUUAUAUCAGACUGAUCCCUCUGGUACUUACCAUGCUUGGAAGGCAAAUGCAAUAGGCCGAAGUGCUAAAACUGUCCAAGAAUUUCUAGAAAAGAAUUACACAGAAGAUGCAAUAGCAAACAACAAUGAAGCUAUUAAAUUAGCAAUAACAGCUUUGCUAGAAGUUGUCCAGUCUGGUGGAAAAAACAUUGAACUUGCUGUAAUAAGAAGAAACCAACCUUUGAAGAUGUUCAGCACCAAAGAAAUUGAAUUACAAGUAACAGAAAUAGAAAAAGAAAAGGAAGAAGCAGAGAAGAAAAAAAAGAAGACUGCCUAAUUCUUAGGAUGAACACUGACAACUUUUAAUGUUUUGUUGUUCUCCUUGAAAUUACUUUGUGAAGUUUUAAAGGAAAUAAGUUGACUUGCAUCAUACAUUUAGUAGUUCUGUGCCAUUAGGACAGUGCCACAGUUGUGGCUGUCUUCAGUCUGUAACAUGGACAAACAUACAUAAGUAUGAAGAUUUUCUUUGAAAAGAGAUUUCAGUAAUUGUUGAAAGCAAUCAUAAUCCCACAUAAGCCUGAAACUAUGCUUUAUAAUUUAUUAUCCAAUGUGUUACUUUCCUUCAUAUAUGCAAAUUUAAUUAGGAAAAAAUGUUAAAUAAUGUGACAUUUGCAUAUUGAC